AUGCUGGUGGCAAUGAGCGCCUGCAGCAGGAAGGCGCUGACCCUGCUCAGCAGCGUGUUCGCCGUCUGCGGCCUCGGCCUCCUGGGCAUCUCGGUCAGCACCGACUACUGGCUCUACCUGGAGGAGGGCAUCGUCCAGCCCCAGAACCAGACGGCUGAGAUCAAGCUCUCGCUGCACUCGGGGCUCUGGAGGGUCUGCUUUCUGGCAGGUGAGGAGCGUGGCCGCUGCUUCACCAUCGAAUAUGUCAUGCCCAUGAACAUCCAGCUGACAUCUGAAUCCACAAUCAACGUCCUGAAGAUGAUCCGCUCUGCCACCCCCUUCCCUCUGGUCAGCCUCUUCUUCAUGUUCAUCGGCUUCAUCCUGAGCAACAUCGGCCACAUCCGGCCCCACAGGACCAUCCUCGCCUUCGUCUCGGGGAUAUUCUUCAUCCUGUCAGGUCUGUCGCUGGUGGUGGGGCUGGUCCUCUACAUAUCCAGCAUAAAUGAUGAGAUGCUCAACAGGACCAAGGACUCGGAGUCGUUCUUCAAUUACAAAUAUGGGUGGUCCUUUGCCUUCUCUGCCAUCUCUUUCCUUCUCACAGAGAGCGCCGGGGUGAUGUCUGUGUACCUGUUCAUGAAGCGCUACACGGCCGAGGACCUGUACAGACCCCACCCCGGCUUCUACCGGCCCCGGCUGAGCAACUGCUCCGACUACUCGGGCCAAUUCCUGCAUCCCGACGCGUGGGCGCGGGGCCGCAGCCCCUCGGACAUCUCCAGCGAGGCGUCCCUGCAGAUGAACAGUAACUACCCAGCCCUGCUCAAGUGCCCCGACUACGACCAGAUGUCCUCGUCCCCGUGCUGAGCCCCCCGCCC
This is a messenger RNA of Sturnus vulgaris (Common starling), 851 nucleotides long. It is a transcript of the gene CACNG5, whose product is annotated as calcium voltage-gated channel auxiliary subunit gamma 5. Gene Ontology annotation, cellular component: AMPA glutamate receptor complex; postsynaptic density membrane. The record is from RefSeq and is a predicted model, not a curated record. Lineage: Eukaryota; Metazoa; Chordata; Aves; Passeriformes; Sturnidae. Gene Ontology annotation, biological process: neurotransmitter receptor internalization; postsynaptic neurotransmitter receptor diffusion trapping; positive regulation of synaptic transmission, glutamatergic. Gene Ontology annotation, molecular function: voltage-gated calcium channel activity; channel regulator activity.